AAUGUUAAAACAAUCUUUAUUUCUCUAGGAACGAUAAAUUCAAGGAGUGCAGUUGUAGUCAUGUCAGUUAAUUAUUUGUAAUUUAGGUACAAUCAUUCGUCGAAGAAAUAUAAUUAUAAUGACAAGCGUGUGCUUGUGUUUUGUUACAAUAUUAGUAAUCCUUAUUGAAAUUAAUGCAUUACGAAGAAUAAACGAUUUUGGAAGUUUUCGGUCAGUUGUAAGCUCCGACGGUCGUCCCAUUUUGAGAGGGGGGGCAAAUGACUUAACAGCUAGUAUGGAUUCCAAUCCUGCCGGCCGACCAGCUUUGCGCGGAGGGCUAGAUGAUUUACUCGAAAACGUGGAUGUUGACAUAAAUGUACGCCUACAACCGAAAGAAAAACGAAAACAUGAUCCAGACUCGCAUAAAAUGGCGAUACCAUUACGAGAUGAUGAAAAGCUGCAGCAAAAUGCCGAUUUCCUUUUGCGUAAAAGGCAAAAAUCCUCGUCGGAGGAAUCCGACGAUGAUGAUGGGCUUCCGAUCAUGCGUACCGUAAUGCCAGACAGCUCGCCAGAAAAAAUAAAAUCUCAGGAAACUGAAGAAGUGAUCACUUAUUUGCAAACUGGAGGCAACAAAGAUGAUUCUAGUGGAGAACAAACCAUUUCUUUAGUACGAGAAGGUGAUGAUAAUUCGUAUGAAAAUCCUGCCAAGUUUCAGAGACAGCAGAGCGUUAAAUCUACAAAGAUGCCUGAAUGGACGAAAGACUUAAAAAAAUACAUAAGAAUCCUGUCAUCAAAGUACCCGCGGAACGGAAUGAUUAACCACAUCAAACCUGUGAUCAAAGUUUUGGAACGCACUCACAAAGUGAAAAUAAAAGAUAUUGACGUUGACAAACGAGGUAGAGUAAAGGUGUUACUCAAGAAGGGAAGUAAAGGAAAGUGAAUCAUCAUAUUAAAGCCGUAGAAGAUAUCAUUUCAAUGUUUGAUGUUAUACAAUAAAUAAUAAUAUUGUAUAAAUAUUUGGGUAAAA
Messenger RNA from Cydia pomonella (codling moth), 1006 nucleotides. RefSeq lists its product as uncharacterized. NCBI's taxonomy places the organism in Eukaryota, Metazoa, Arthropoda, Insecta, Lepidoptera, Tortricidae. The record is from RefSeq and is a predicted model, not a curated record. The transcript has 18 exons. The coding region runs from base 119 to 919 and encodes 266 amino acids.